This is a messenger RNA of Prunus armeniaca (apricot), 642 nucleotides long. The record is from the annotation of a GenBank genome assembly. NCBI's taxonomy places the organism in Eukaryota, Viridiplantae, Streptophyta, Magnoliopsida, Rosales, Rosaceae.
AUGAAGAGUAUAAAUGCAAGAUUGUGUGGAUCCCCUUUGAGGGUGACUGGGACGACUGAAGCCCAAAAGAAAGAGUUGCCGUUUAAGAAAUGGAAGGAGCAGAUGCCGUGGUACGCAGUGCAAUAUCCCUCAGCAUCAUACAUGUACCUCAAGAAAGAGUGGAGUGUCAGGGGAAAUUCCACAGCGGUGUUGAUCAACCCCCAAGGAAAGGUCGACACAAUGCUUAAGCCAGUAGUGGAUCAUAUUACAAAGGACGAUGACCACCUUCUAGACUCGAUGGAAAACCAAGGGUACACUUUCUUCAUUGGAGGCAACGAGGAAACGACCAUGACUUGUUCGGAAGGGAUAACAAAGCAAAGCUUGGCUCACUCUAGCAACGAGUACGAGUACAAGCAGGUGACAAAAGAAGUCCAGAAGCUAUUUCUUACAAAAACGAUAUCAAACGGAUGGAUUAUGCUUACCAAAGGAGGGACUGUGGUGACCUGUGGUCAGGCUAACACUAUUGUCACAACCCUAGAGGAAUUUUCUAUUGCUGGAAAUGCCCCAAUGCAUUUGGACUGCCCAGUCUGUGACGACCCCAUGGAGACCAAGUUGGUCAAAUAUAACUGCUGCCACCCUCGUCUGCAGAAUGCUGCCAAUUAA